Molecule: messenger RNA, 645 nt
Organism: Periophthalmus magnuspinnatus
Lineage: Eukaryota; Metazoa; Chordata; Actinopteri; Gobiiformes; Gobiidae
Product: F-box only protein 48
Exons: 3
Coding region: 41-538 (165 amino acids)
Biological process (GO): SCF-dependent proteasomal ubiquitin-dependent protein catabolic process
Cellular component (GO): SCF ubiquitin ligase complex
Molecular function (GO): protein binding
Source: RefSeq, a predicted model, not a curated record
GUGUAAACAACGAGCCGCUUAAAGGGCCGAGCUGUCAGCGAUGGUUUUUCUGUGGAGCUCAGACAUGAUGGAGCAGCAGGUCCAGGAGCCCCCCAGCUCCUCAGAGGGGCCGGUCUCCUCUGGUCCCUGCUCCUCUUGCUCCUCUUGCUCCUCUUGCUCCCCCUGUGACUUCGUCAGGUGCCUCCCCGCUGAGUUGUCAGAGCAGAUUUUCCUGCGGUUGGACCUUCAGAGCCUGUGCCGGGCGUCUCAGGUCUGCAGACGCUGGCACGGUCUGAUCCACGAGAGCGAGGCCGUGUGGAGGGGUCAGUGUGCGCGUCUGAGGCCCCACUGCAGCCGAGAGCUGGAGCGAGACCGGGGCCAAGGCCUGUCCUGGAAGGUGAUUCUGAUGAAAAACUACCCUCACAUUUGUCUGAAACAUGAUUGGCUGAGAGGACGCUUCAGCGGUGUUCAAUCAGCCAAUGAGCUGCAGGAUGUCGAGAUGGUCCCAUUCGAUGCCGAGACCUGGGGCGAGAUCCUGCAGGCCGAGCUGGACCGCUGAGACCCAACCAGGACCAAACCAGAACUAAACCAGGACUGAACAAAGACUGGACCAGGACCAAACCAGGACUGAACAAAGCCUGGGCCAGGCCUGGAGCAGAUCUAAGA